AUGACGCUUGUUGGUCUUCAUCGUCUGGCCAUGGACAGUAUGGCGGCCUGUUUUUGUUGUUUACGAUGUUGCGCCCUUGGAAGUGGUUUUAGUUCUGGGCAUGUACCUCUUAAAGACCAACCUGCUGUCAAACUUGACACUACACACAUGGGUAAUGAUGUUGUCAUUGUUAAGAAUGGAAGAAGAAUAUGUGGAUCUGGAGGAGCUCUAGCCAAUGCUCCAAUUGUACAGAAUAAAGCUUAUUUUGAAAUCAAAGUUCAAUGUGGGGGGUCCUGGGGUGUUGGUUUGGCAUUAAGAAAAGUAGACUUGAAUUCUCUCCCUUUGGGUAAGGAAGCAGAUUCAUGGGUUCUCAGAAGAGAUGGUAAAUUAUAUCAUAAUGGAGAUGUGAAGAUCCAAAUACCAGAACUAGCUCAAGAAGGAGACAUCAUUGGUUUGGCAUAUGACCAUGUAGAUCUGAAUUUCUUUUUGAAUGGCAAACCUACAAACACACCAGUGAGUGGACUUAAAGGUACUUUAUACCCAGUGAUGUAUGUUGAUGAAGGUGCAGUUUUAGAUGUCCAGUUUGGUACAUUCUACCACCACCCACCAGAUGGUUUUGAUAAAAUCAUGAUUGAACAGUCACUGCUUUGA
Messenger RNA from Acanthosepion pharaonis, 630 nucleotides. The record is from the annotation of a GenBank genome assembly. Lineage: Eukaryota; Metazoa; Mollusca; Cephalopoda; Sepiida; Sepiidae.